Messenger RNA from Seriola dumerili (greater amberjack), 1978 nucleotides. RefSeq names its product cilia- and flagella-associated protein 100-like (gene cfap100). The transcript is spliced from 16 exons. Bases 95 to 1852 code for a protein of 585 amino acids. The record is from RefSeq and is a predicted model, not a curated record. Lineage: Eukaryota; Metazoa; Chordata; Actinopteri; Carangiformes; Carangidae.
GGGCGAAGUUGUAUGCUAAUAUUCUUCUCUCUCUAUACUUGUUCUGUGUGUGAACAUCAUUAUAAGACGCAACACUGAGCCAGUGCAGCACCAGAUGCCAAAGGAAAUGUCAGAAAUGUCAUCACCACAACCUAAGGGACCAGAGGUUUCUUCAGGCAGCAUUGUUGUUUCAGAAACAGAAAGUGCUGCCAAAUCACAUAAACAAGACAUGAGGAGAAGGAGGAAGGAGAUACGACAAAGCCCAUUCAAAGUACCAGAAAGUAAUAGCAUUUUUCUACAGAGCGUAAAUGAAAAAGAGAGCCAAAGAGAGGAGAUGCGUAAAUUCCUGGCUCUGCCAAUUGAUAAGAAGACGACCCACGCUGCACGAAUGAUGACCAAGAUGAAGAAAGAGCUGGUGGGAAAACUGGAUGAGGAGGAGGAGGGGGAAAAGGAAAAGAUGAAGAAUCUAAAACAAAUCAAGAGUAAGACAACUUUCCCUAAACAAACACCGGGCAGACAUGAGUUGAAGAUGGCCAUGAUGAAACGAGAAAACGUUACAAAAGACAGCAAACAUGACUUAAUCUCCAUGGAACGACAGAAGGCAGUGUUGGAGUUAUCUCUAUUGACGAAGAGGGGCGAAAUUUUGAGGAUGGACAAGGCCAUUGCAAAAGAGGAGAGACAGCUUAAACAACUUGAAAGGAUGAUUGCAAGAGACAACCUCAUCUUUGAAGAGUUCCUCAGGGAGAAUGAGAAAAAGUCUGUGGAGGCCAGAACAUUUUUUGAACGGGAGGCCAAGUCCAAACAGGAAAAGAAUGCUGAGAUCAAGAAACUGACUGCUGAAAUAGGCACCAUAAAGAGUGAAUUUGCCAAGUUUGAAGAAAUCCUGAUAGACUACAAGAGAUACAAAGAGCUUCUGUUCAAGCUGUCUCCUCCAGAGUGGCAGGAGGCCCAGAAAGCUAAGGCUUCUUUGAAAUCUAAAGUCCUGUCUGACAAAGACACACAGGACAAGCAGAAAAGGAAGCCUAAGGAGUCAGGAAUUAGUCACGGUUUGGUGUCCAGUCCAGGUAGAGAGCUGCCUUCCAUCAGAGAGACCAGUCUGUCCUCAGCCCACAGCGACACAGUGAUCACAAAUUCUAAUCUGGAUAUUGACAUCUCAGAGUAUGAGGAUGAGCCAGAGCUGUACUUUUCUGAUCCCCAGCAGCUUCUAGAUCUGGUGACUGAGCUGACAGAGCAGAACUUGUCCCUGAUUCAGAACUCAACAAGGGUUGAAGUGACAAUGGAGGGGCUCCGACAGUCCGUGGAGACGACCAGGAAGAAGAUUGAAAAGGAGGAAGAGCAGCUAAAUAUACAGAUAAAUGAGAUUAACCAAAGAAUCAACAAAGAGAAGGCGGGAGGCAACAAGCUCAAACAGAAGGUUCAGGUCCAUGUCUCAUUGAACACAGAGGACCAGGAUGUGAUGCUUGAAGCUCUCGGUGACAAAGUGUCGGAGGUGUAUCGCAGCUGCGUGGAUGACAGGAUGACCAACCUCAGCACCUUGGAGAAACUUGUCAGUAUUGAGAACCGUAUGUCUAUACUGCUGCAGGGCCUUGAGAGCAUCCCUGAAAAAGUCUUGGAGAUGAUAAAAAGGAUAAAAGACAGCGAGAGGAGGACCAGGGAGCGUGAAGAAAAGCUGAGAGAGCAGAGAGAGAAACAGAAAGAAAGGAUGAGGAGGUAUAUGGAGAGAUCCCUGGCUGACUCCAAGAAAAUAAGUGGGAGAAAGCUCAUGCCCAGAUGCAUGCCUGUUGCCCCGAAAGUCAAAGUCAGCAAUGUGGCCAACAUCCCCGACGUGGACGAGCUCCAUGACUACCUCUUCACCUCUGAUGACAUAGAGUAAAAAACAAACAAAAAACGAAAAUUAUGCAAAGAAAAUUAUGUUUUAAAUAUUAAAAUGCAGUCAGCCUCAUUAGCACAUAUGAUUUGUAACUGAACAAUUAUUAUUUACUACUGGAUUAAAACCUUC